Molecule: messenger RNA, 2711 nt
Organism: Phytophthora nicotianae INRA-310
Lineage: Eukaryota; Oomycota; Peronosporomycetes; Peronosporales; Peronosporaceae
Product: CAMK/CAMKL protein kinase
Exons: 1
Coding region: 697-2526 (609 amino acids)
Biological process (GO): protein phosphorylation
Molecular function (GO): ATP binding; protein kinase activity
Source: RefSeq, a predicted model, not a curated record
CGAAAAUCUGCGACGAUGGACCGAAGCAGCGUCGGAAGAACCUCGUCAUGAGCCCGCACCGCUCUCUGUCACGAGAAGUUGCCUUCGAAUCGAGCUGCAAUCAACUUGCAAGGACGCUUGCAAGUGCAACAGUAAAGGGCAAGCAUUCAUAAUGCCGUUGAAAGCUUCAAGCGCUCGACUAUCGUAUUCAGCUCGAUCGUAGCCCUUACGACCACCACACACGCAGUGGAGUCAGUGUGGCGCACUGAACCGGAUCCGACUGAGCUUCAUGGCCAGCUCUGGUUUUCCCGUGGCAUUGUCGACUACGAGCGCCACCAUCUUGACGCAGCGCAGCACCCAUGGGCACCCUCACAGCAAACUUCCAUCCCUCCCCGAGCGUGUGCUAACAGCAGCAGACUCAACCGCACCCCAAAGCGCGUUCAAGCCGGGAUGCCCCCAUUAUUGGCCGCGCAUAAAACGUCCACUAAAAUCUUGGUUCGGUUUUUCACAGCGCCAGGCCAGGGCAGGGCUCUGCAUUCCUUCCCCAUUUGCGCUUUCGCCUGCUCAGGUCGUCGGCCACUAUUGAGCCGCCAGGGGAUAAAAUAGCACACACGCGGGAGGAAUAUCGCUCCGAAGAAGGCAAAACGCACCUACCUAAACGAAACUUUUAACCACUCUGUCAUAACCACAUACAAAAAUUCCUAAUAUUGAGACGACAUGGCGCUGCUCAAGAACAAGUACAUGCCUCUGAGCGAGGCCGACGUGUCGCCCGAGCGCGUCGCGAGCUACGACGGCCAGCACAUCACACUGUCGUCGUCUCCGAGCGCGGCCGCCUUCGUAAUGGGCAACUACCUGGGCGGAGGCAUCGCUGGCGUCGUGUAUGAGGCGUUUGACCAGCGCAUGAAGCGACCGGUCGCCGUCAAGAUCCUCAACCCGGUGGGCUACAAACUCACGAGUCCUGGCGCUCUCAGACGUGCCGAGAUCGUCAAGAAAGGAGUGCCGAUAGUGGGCAACGUGCGCGGUAUGACGCUGGACAAUGUGUACUGGGUGCAUCUCCCCAGACGACGGGAGUUGCUGGCCUGUUACGUGACCGGAGGCGGCUCUGCUCCUCCUGUGCUGAGAGAACUCACACUGGAGAUGUGUGUGAGUCUGUGGCUAUUGGACCACCACGACGAGGAACUACGCGACCAGCCGCAGACUCAGCGAAGGAGACGACCCAGAAGUGCAGACCGGAUGGCAGCCAGUUUGUCCUGCGAGGACCCAGUACAGGAGCCUUCGAGAGCGAAUCUAGCGACUGCGUCGGCGGCCUCUGCGGCUUCUGCGGCCAUGCAGUUGGAGCAGGUUGAAGAAGAAGAGGAGGCCAGAGAGGACGGGGAGGAGGUCGUUGUAGUCAACGACGUGGCUUACGUCAUCCCAAACUUACCGGCCAAGUACCGUGCGUUCCUGCAGGCCAGAAAGACCAUCUACCGCGAGAUCGCGCACAUGCACAAGCUCACAGGCAACAGCGUAAGUGGCGAGCGGAUCGGUAGCGGCCAUGAAAAUGUUCUUCAACUGUAUGAUGUUCUAGAACUCGUACAACCGUCCAAGUCGACGAUCUUUUUAGUACUGGAGCUCGCAUAUGGAGGCGAGCUGUUCGACCGUAUUCGCGGAGACUCUGGCGUAGAGGAAGACGUGGCCAGGACGUACUUUACGCAGCUACUGGCGGGCGUCCGCUACUGCCACCAAUUGGGUAUUGUACAUCGCGACCUCAAGCCUGAAAAUCUGCUCUUAAGCGACUCAGAUGUGCUCAAAAUCGCGGAUUUUGGGCUCUCAGCGCACUUUAUCGCCGCUGUAAGCAGUGGAGCCAGUGCCGACGACCACGACAAUAACGGCGAGAGCGGCAUCACGAACCUCAUGGCGCCCUCGCGCUUUCGACGACUCAACUCGAUCGUCGGAUCUCCCCACUAUGUGGCGCCGGAGGUCCUACAGAACGCUCGCUAUGGAUAUGACGGCCGUAAAGCAGACAUGUGGAGCAGUGGCGUCAUCCUGUAUGGACUGCUGGUGGGCACACUGCCCUUCGGACGAGAUCUAGCGACAUGUCCGAGAUAUCUCAAGUUCGGCGAGUGGCUGCGGUCUCUGCCGUGUGAUCCGCACACUGGUAAGCUCGUAUUUGAUGCUAAUUUGUUCCAGACUGGCAGCUCCAGUGGCUCAAUGCAGCAGCCAGAGAUGUCACCUACACAUCCGAGCUUCCACGCGACGGCGCCGAUGCUGGGACUUAUGCUGAACAGCUCCAAUACGCUGUGGAGUCAGAAUCAGGCGGCUGGAUCCUGUUCUCCGUCUGCUCGUGGCAACAGUCCGUUCUCGUCCGACGCGAAUUUGCUCAAGUCUGGAGCUGCAGGCGCGGGCGGCGUCCAGCCACGUCGAUGCGUGGCGUUUCCGACUUGGUUCUUCCCGUCCACAUUAUCUCCGCCGGCUGUGUUCCUGCUGACAUCUCUGCUACACCCCGACCCGAGCAAGCGGAUCUCGUGCGAAGAGGCCUGCAAAUCGAGCUGGGUGCUCGAUGCGUAGGCAAAACUGCCCACACAUUUGUAUUCACCGACAACGACAACGACAACAAGAAGUACUCUAGAUGCGUAUCUACUCAAGCAACCGUACCAAAUAAUAUGUAUUUGAAUAUUCUCACGUCUCCAAGCGUGUAGCUUCACAGUCAUCGCCUCAACUCAAUACUUUACAUGAAUCUUGAUGAUGUCCAC